CGUCAGGAAUAUCCUCAGCAGCCUGUUGCUUCCCAGACCCACCGACAGGGAGAAGAAGCGGCGGUCUGGAGUGGCGCGCACACGCUGACUGAGGCCCCCUCUCGGAGCGGUAGCCGAGCGAUUUCCUCAAGGUGGAGCGGGCGUUUGUGGAAGUGGAGGCGCUGUGCUCCACGGGGAGCCGAGCUACCCGCGCCGGACCAGAGAGGGACAAGCUCAGACGUCGCGUGGCAGAGGGCUGCUGAAACUCAACCUGGGACACGGGUCUCGUUGCCAGGUUUUCGAGACACACGCUGCGGCAUGGAGCCGCGUAACAGCUUCAUGUCACACGUGGAAAUGCUGAGACUGUUGAUCAAACAGCGACUGGAUGCAGCCGCUGAUCAGAUACUGGAGCUGUUUGACGGAAUAACAGCACAAUAUGAGAAGGAACUAUUACACAGAUCAGAUGUACAGCAGCCUUUGGUGAUUAAAGAAGAGGCCCCCCCUGACUGGAGCCCCAGCCUGGACCAAGAGGAACCAGAGCCCCUGCACAUAAAAGAGGAACAGGAUGAGCUCGAGACCCAUCAGCUCAAUGUGUCGGAGGAGAUGGAAAUCACCAAGUUCACUGCUGGUCCUGUGAAGAGUGAAGACAGCAAAGAGAAACCUCAGUCUUCACAGCUUCAUCAGAGCUUAACUGAAGACAAUAGAGAUGCAGAGACUCAAGCCAGCAGCUUUGCUACGCUGAUAAAAACAGAGACUGAUGUAAAGGACCAAAGACAAUCAGAACCAGUCAGGAACCUAGAUCCAGAUAGUCAGUCACAAUCGAAUGCUGAUGAAAAGGCUUCAGACUCCUCUGGGACUAAAGUCGGUAAUGCUGAGUUGCAGGAAGCUUUGUCAGAUUCUAGAGCUGUAGGUACAGAAAGUGAAAAUAGUUGUGAGGGGACCAGGGCACCUGAGUCUGCUGUACUUUCUCUGAAAUAUAAGGAAGCCCCUGUCAGCAAAGAGGGAUACAAGGCUUACAAAAAGUACUUCAGCUUCUUUAAAUGUAGUAAACAAUUUUACCUUCAGAGGUUUCUUCAGGGAAAAAGAUCCUCCAGCUGUUUGGUAAGAAAGAUAUAUUUUAGUACGAAGCAAAAGGUAUAUUCACAGAAGAGAGUCCACACAGGAGAGAAACCAUUUGGUUGUGAUAUAUGUGGCAAAAGGUUUACAGUGAAGGGAAAUCUGAAGAAACACAACGGAGUCCAUACAGGAGAGAAACCAUUUGGUUGUGAUAUUUGUGGCAAAAGAUUUAAUCAGGCUGGACAUCUGGAGAAACACAACACAGUCCACACAGGAGAGAAACCAUUUGGUUGUGAUAUUUGUGGAAAAAGAUUUACAGGGACUGGACAUCUGAAGAGACACAACAGAAUCCAUACAGGAGAGAAACCAUUUGGUUGUGAUAUUUGUGGCAAAAGAUUUAAUCAGUCUGGAAAUCUGAAGAGACACAAGACAGUCCAUACAGGAGAGAAAUCAUUUGGUUGUGAUAUUUGUGGCAAAAGAUUAACAUUGAAGGUCACUCUGAAGACACACAUUCAUGAAUUGAAAUAAACUUUUCUGUUCAGUUUUGUUUGUGAAAUAUUAAUUAACUUAGUGUCUCGAUGAGAAGAGCAGAAUUUUGUAUUAUUUUUGGCUUUCUCUUCUGUUUUUUUUAAGUAUGUAAAAUGUCCAAAUAUUCCCUUUCUACAUUGUUGGUAAUUGAGAAGGGAUAGUUUACCAAACAUCUGUUACAUUUUCAUUAAAAUCUGAACAAAAAAACUGUAA
Molecule: messenger RNA, 1776 nt
Organism: Centropristis striata (black sea bass)
Lineage: Eukaryota; Metazoa; Chordata; Actinopteri; Perciformes; Serranidae
Product: zinc finger protein 184-like
Exons: 3
Coding region: 298-1563 (421 amino acids)
Biological process (GO): regulation of transcription by RNA polymerase II
Cellular component (GO): nucleus
Molecular function (GO): RNA polymerase II cis-regulatory region sequence-specific DNA binding; DNA-binding transcription factor activity, RNA polymerase II-specific
Source: RefSeq, a predicted model, not a curated record